Didymella exigua CBS 183.55 is the source of this 1779-nucleotide messenger RNA. RefSeq lists its product as uncharacterized. Gene Ontology annotation, molecular function: zinc ion binding; nucleic acid binding; protein serine/threonine kinase activator activity. Gene Ontology annotation, biological process: regulation of cell cycle phase transition; positive regulation of nuclear cell cycle DNA replication. The record is from RefSeq and is a predicted model, not a curated record. Lineage: Eukaryota; Fungi; Ascomycota; Dothideomycetes; Pleosporales; Didymellaceae. Bases 1 to 1779 code for a protein of 592 amino acids. Gene Ontology annotation, cellular component: nucleus; Dbf4-dependent protein kinase complex. The transcript is spliced from 3 exons.
AUGGCUAAUCGACGCGUGCCGCUGGCCAGUUUGCAGAAUGCCACCAACUCACCGAUACGCGCUCCCGCAGCUACUGGAGUAAAGCGCCAACGCUCGCACGCGAGCGAGCAGCGCGACAUGCCCUACGGCCAGCCCCCACCGAAGAAGCAGAUGAUCGAGGUCGACGAUGCUGAAGCUCGCCGCCAUGGGCUUGUCCGCCGCAGUAAUGCCCCAACCACAGCCUUGACCAGGAAGCUCGAAGCUGCCCGCGAGAACAAAGCACCGCCCAAGCAAGUCGAGAAAGCUCAGCGAGUUACGAAUGACCUCGAGACUAUCCGGCAAUGGCAGAGACACUACCGCAAGCUCUUCCCGCAGUUCGUCUUCUACUUCGACAGCGUCCAGGAGCCCCAGAAGGAUAAGCUCAUGAGCAGAGCUCAGAUCCUUGGCUCACGCGAGGUCACUUUCUUCUCUCGUGAAGCUACCCAUGUCAUCACGACGCGUCCCAUACCCGCCGAGCUCGACACCAGCUCAUCAUCCCUUGCCAAGGGUACUGUCAACCCAGCCCAGUUGGAGAACAAGAAGUCUGUCUUCGACACCGCACUGUCGAAGUCGGGUCAGUCGGGUCGCGGCGACAUCUUGAUCAAGGCCAGGGAGCUGGGAAUGAAGAUAUGGUCGGUGGAAAAGCUCCAGCGCAUGGUGGACACCAUGUUCAGCAAAGAGGCAGGAGAGGACAUUCAAUACACGACGCGUCAUGGCACUGUGGCUGGACAGAAGGGUCGUCAGGCAGAUCUGCAAAGGCUGUUGCAGAACGAGAAGUUGGAUCGAGAUUAUGUCAUUGGGGCUCAGGACAUGGUCCAGCUACGCGGCUACUACGUGUACGUGCACGACAUGGACGAGGCUACGCGACCUGUCAUGAUUCGGGAGUAUCAGAAGGUCGAGAAAGAGAAGGGCAAGUGGCCGCAGUUCCGUGCGUCUGGCAAUGGCAAAUGUCCGUUCGUGGAGGACCCGCACUUUGGUCGUCGCCAGCAGGAAGAACACGAGGAGCGCCGUGCACAGAGAGCGUUGGCAGCAGCCCCUCGUACGCGUGCCGCGUCAGCCAUGGAGGAGAAGCGUGCGUUGGGCGAGAAUAACAACCUCGCCCGGCGCGAGACUGCCCCUGCUUUGGUCAAGAAAGAGGAGCCCGAAGAUGACGCGAAACCUCUGGAUCCACCCAAAGGCAUGCCGCUGAAGCGUACUUCUACCGAAGGCCCUCCACCUAUGUUCGGCAGUGCUCAGGCCAGCAUAAGAGCGAUGCCUCGCUUUAUUGGAGGAGAGCCUGUAGCAUCUGGCCUGCACCAGUCCAACAUGACUUCUGCUAUUCAGUCCCAGAUGAUCUCGUCGACUGCAGCCGCGCCUCGUGCCGGUAACAGCAAGGAGGUCAACCAGCUGCAGAGAAAAGUUUUGGAAAAAAACAGUGUCACAUCGGCCAACAGUGGGUACUCAUCGGUCAUGAAUGAUGUGCGCGGUCCUCUCAACCAAGAUCACACUCAGCCGAUGCGCGCUGCUAAGCGUAAGGCUCAAGAAAGUCUCAGCCAAGCCCAAGAGAUUGCCGAGCAGGAACGGCAAGCCCGCAAGAUGGCAGCACUCCGUAAACGCAAGACUGUUGAGAAGGAGCUGAAGGCUGGCUACUGCGAGAAUUGCAGGGAGAAGUUCGGCGAUUUUGACGAGCAUUGUGUCUCCCGCAAACACCGAAAGUUUGCCGCUACCAACGAGAACUGGGUCGAGCUUGACGCGCUCCUUAAUCAACUCGAUCGUCAAUGA